CCUCUUAAUGAUAUAAGACUUUGUUCUAGAUCUUAAUGAUUAAGACCUAUGUAGACCAAAUAAGUGUUUAGAUCUUAAUGUAAACAAAUGCACUUAAUGGCCUAAGGUCUGAACCAUUCAGACCCCCUUUAAAGCCUGAGUAUGUUCCUCCCCUGCUGCUGCCCCAACUGAGUGCUUUGAUGGUUUAGCAGCCUAUUCUGAAUACAGCCAAGAAGAGAAACAAGGUCUUCAAUCUCCCAGUCAUUCAGGUUCCUUGUAAGGGACAAGUCAUUGAAACUGGAAAACAACAAUUGUAGAAAAUUGUUUGGGAAAACAGAGAAUUUGAAUAAAAUGCAAAUUGUGGAUGGAUGAUUAAGACUACCUUUACAUUAGUUUACAUAUUGUCUCUGCUUGUAUAGUGGACAAGUUAAUUGUUCUGUUUGCAGCAUGAUUUUGUUUUAUUUGCAGCUUUCUCGGUUUCUUCACUGUCUCAGAACUCAUGGAUGAUUUGCAUGAUGUGCAAAUGCUUAACUCUUGAUGUUUGAAUUCUUGGUUGAUAUUCAUUCUCUAUGGCUAUCUGUGUCUUUUCAAGGACAGUUACAAGCUUUUGAUCUGGUAAUUGGUCUCCCUGUAGGUUCAUUUCCAGUUUCCUGAUUCGGAUUAUCUUGCACCAAACUUCACAAUGGUGUGUGUGGGAGAGGGGUUUUAAGAUAUCCAUAGCAGCAUUUGGAAUGAUUCGAAAGAUAUAUGCUACUCAAGCUAAAAGAUGUGCUGGUUACUAGGUUAUCAGCACACUCACAGUAAUACAAUUUCAUGGCACUAGAUAUAUGCAUUACUUUGGUAAAUAGAAUUGGAUGGGAAUGGAUUUAGUAUAGUUUUUCUCUUCUCCAUUUCUUUUAUUAUUCUCAUGUGAGUAACUGUUCAAGUAUUUGUAGUCAGUAGUCAUCUAAGUUUUUGUGUCGUAGCCAAGGAGACGGGUCAUUUGAAAAAAGAAUCAAGACCCAAUCUUGGGUCUGUUUUCCGGUUCAAGUUCUAAGAAAAAUAUUCAAAGUUUCCAUUUUUGAUUGAAUUCCGUCUAGUAAGCCUCGAGAUCUUCCAGAUGCUGUUGAGAAUUGUCAUUAACCAAUCAUGUAUCGGACGCACCAUCCCUUGAAGUAAGUAAAGGGCGCAAAGAUGCGGAUUUGACCCGCAUCCUCUUUCUUUUUCUUUAAAUAGAGAAAGUGGUGGCUAGAUUCGCGUUCCCUUUCUAGACUAUCAAGGAUUUCAAAGAUCUUUCAUACUGUGCCCAAUCCCGAAAUUGGUUCUAUACAUUUCUACCCUGGUACAAUUGUUCAUCUCGGAGUUUAUUCUUUUCCACUUAGAGAAGCUAUUUCUUCCCUUACAGUGGUAUCCUGAUCUAUAGUGUGACACCUAGGUAAAUCUCAUCUCGACAAAACACAAGAGAGAUGCUGGGUAGAUAAGGAAGUAACCUAGACCCUAGUGAUGCGAUUUAAAAUCUUGCAGGCCUAGGUCCAAACGGAUCACUAGUGGGCAGGCUGUUACGGAUGGUAUCAAAGCCACUCCACGUGCAACCCUAGGCGACAGUGGGGAACCUCAGCGUUCAUGGGAGUUUAGGUGCAUUUCAUAUCUUUAAGAUGAUGGUGCGCAAACCUCAGCGAGGAUGCUGAGUCCCUAAAUCCCACAUCGGCAAAACAUGGGAAAGAGAUGUUGGGUAUAUAAGGAUGCAAGCCUUACACCUUAGUGAUGCGUUUUAAACCUGUGCGAACCUAGGCAAGGUGGACAAUAUUACUAGCGGACAGGGCUGUUACAUAUAGGUGGAAGAAAAUUUGUGCUAUGGUCAUAUCCCCUCAAGCCAAGAGGAAACGGAAACACAAUGAAACAUAACAAAUCAGAAGAAUUGUGCUUGGAUAGAAAUUCUUGCUUCCAACACAAAUUCCCCAUUGAACGUGGUUAUUUUGGGUCAUAAGCUUGAACGGUGUCCCAGUUUUUGGAAAUGAGUUCCUUUUCUUUUUCCAUAUACUCUCCUAAACAUAGUGGUUACUACAUAUUUAGAGAUGUUAAAGCAAACAAGACCUAAUCUGAAUAUCACACUAAGAAUUCAUGUUCUUGCCACAGGCUGCGAAAAUCCUUGCUAAUUUAAUUGUCAUGGGCUCUACAAUAUUAGCGAGGUCUUUUGUUCAAGCAUAUCGUCAGGCACUGGCAAAUGCCUCUAAGAAUGGGGUUGCUCAAGAAGCAGUACAGAAUAUCAAAAGAGCUAGUAAAACGAUGACUGAAGCAGAGGCAAGGCGGAUUCUUGGUGUCACUGAGAAUUCAUCAUGGGAAGAAAUCGUGCAGAGAUAUGAUAAUUUGUUUGACCAAAACGCUAAAAUUGGAAGCUUUUACCUUCAGUCAAAGGUUCAUAGAGCUAAAGAGUGUUUGGAAGCAAUUCACCAACCUAAAGAACCAGAGGAAAAAUAAACAACUUUGUUCAGAAUGUUUAAUGUAUAGCUCUGCUGCAUAGUUGGUUUACCAACCUAUAGUCAGUUUGUAGGAUUUUGUGAAAAAACUAUAAAUUCUUUCUGGUGGAGGAAGCAUUUUUUUUUUUUCUAUAGUAACUCGAGGUUCCUAUUCAAGUUUCACCAGUGGUAUCUGGAAUAUACAAAAACAUUGUACAAUAGCUGUAUUUAUAAAAGGUUAACCACUUAUCUAACUGAUGUAAAGUGAAUGUCACUUUCCACCUUCAGUCUGGUAAAUAUUCGAGGAGAUGAUCGAUAUUGCAGGAGCAAUUUUGAUCUUGUUAGAGGGAAGUAUAAACUUUCAAGUGCGUGGAAGUUGGAACAAGUAUAUGUUGACUGUGUCUUGAAUUUUAGUGGACUGAAAAGGUGGGAAUCUAUAUUGCUAUCGAAGGUUGAAGACCAGUAAAGAAAAAACUCAGGAUCAGACAUAUUUGACAGUUCGCAAUCAGAGCUCAAUCGCUCACUGAUCGCAGAAGAAGAACUGCAAUGCUAUUGUGGUCAGAGCGCGGUUGUGGAAGAAGUCCUGCAGGUCACGUCAUGCCAGCGGGCAGCUUGGUUAGAGCGCGAUCACUUGACGUAAAUUUGAAUCCUGUUAUAUUUUUGUCUAUUUUCAAUGCCCAUUGAACAUGUAUGUUUGGGAAAUACUUGGAUAUUUAAAAAGAAUUGUAAUUGGGCAUAUCUUGUAUUGUUUGUUUCUUUGAUUUUGCAAAACUCUCUCUGCUUUUGCACGUAGGUUUGGUUGACUCUUGUUAAAUCUUUGUGCUGUUUUUUUUUUCUAUUUCUUUUGUAUAUGAUUGUAUGCUAGUUAAGCACUGGUAUUCUGCAAUAAAGUGCUUAUGUUACUUGGUU
This is a messenger RNA of Lycium barbarum (goji berry), 3323 nucleotides long. RefSeq names its product mitochondrial import inner membrane translocase subunit PAM16 like 2-like. The record is from RefSeq and is a predicted model, not a curated record. Gene Ontology annotation, biological process: protein import into mitochondrial matrix. The transcript is spliced from 4 exons. NCBI's taxonomy places the organism in Eukaryota, Viridiplantae, Streptophyta, Magnoliopsida, Solanales, Solanaceae. The coding region runs from base 2080 to 2436 and encodes 118 amino acids. Gene Ontology annotation, cellular component: TIM23 mitochondrial import inner membrane translocase complex.